AAGCACACAGAACGCAGAGCUGUGCGCCUUAGCCGUUCCCUCUUCCACUGGCCUCUUGGCUUUCACUGGCACCAUGUCCACAGAGCAUAAAAACCUCACACAGACCCCUCUGCUGAAGAUCUGGGUGCCAUGGAUGGGACGUAACUUGAACCAGCGGAGGGGAUCAUCUGUGCCACAGUUCUGUAACUCCCCGACGGUGAUUGUGAUGGUAGGGUUGCCUGCCAGAGGGAAGACGUACAUUUCCAAGAAGCUCACUCGCUACCUAAACUGGAUCGGAGUUCCUACAAAAGUUUUCAAUGUGGGCCAGUACCGCAGAGAGGCAGUCAAGACCUACAAGAACUUUGAGUUCUUCAAACCCGACAAUGAGGAGGCCAUGAGGAUCCGCAAGGCCUGCGCUGCUGCUGCGCUCAAAGAUGUUGCUGCCUUCUUCACAAAGGAACACGGACAAGUAGCCGUGUUCGAUGCUACUAACACCACGAGGGAGAGGAGGGCUGUCAUCAAUAGCUUUGCCAAAGAAAGGGGCUAUAAGGUGUUCUUCGUAGAAUCGAUCUGCGACGACCCAGAAAUAAUUACAGAGAACAUCAAGCAAGUAAAAUUUGGAAGCCCAGAUUACAUCGAUCGUGACAUAGAAGAGGCGAUGUCAGACUUCAUCCAGCGCAUUGAGUGCUACAAGGCCAGCUACACAUCUAUAGACGAUGAGAAAGACAGGAAACUCUCCUACAUAAAGAUCUUUGAUGUGGGCAGCAGAUAUUUGGUGAACCUAGUCCAGGACCACAUUCAGAGCAGGAUUGUCUACUACCUCAUGAACAUCCACGUCACACCGAGAUCCAUUUUCCUGAGCCGCCACGGAGAGAGUGAACUCAACCUGUUGGGUCGCAUAGGCGGGGAUUCAGGGCUGUCUCCGAGAGGCCUGAAGUAUGCGGACGCAUUGGCGACCUUCAUCAGAGGUCAGAACAUCAAAGACCUGAAGGUGUGGACAAGCCACAUGAAGAGGACCAUCCAGACUGCAGAGGCUCUGGGAGUCCAGUACGAACAGUGGAAAGCUCUUAAUGAGAUCGAUGCUGGUGUAUGUGAGGAGCUAACUUAUGAGGAGAUUCAAGAGAGCUUUCCUGAGGAGUUUGCAAUGAGAGACCAGGAGAAGUAUCGUUACCGCUACCCUAAGGGCGAGUCCUAUGAGGAUCUUGUUCAUCGUCUGGAACCAGUCAUCAUGGAACUGGAGAGGCAGGAAAAUGUCCUGGUAAUCUGCCACCAGGCCAUCAUGCGAUGCCUCAUUGCCUACUUUCUAGACAAACCUGCAGAUGAACUGCCUUAUCUUAGAUGUCCCCUCCACACCGUGCUUAAACUCACACCAGUAGCUUAUGGAUGUAAAGUUGAGUCAUUUUUUCUUAACAUUGAAGCUGUCAACACGCACAGAGAGAGGCCAACGAACGUCAACGUCAACAGAAAGCCAGAGGAAGCUCUUCAGACUGUUCCUGAUCACAACUAAAGACCGCUCUGGGAGAAAUGGACUACAGCUGUGUUGUACUGGAAGCGUUGCUGCAAAUAGGUCUCAAUAAAUCUUAGAGAUCCAGUUAAAUUAGUGGUGUGUGGAAACAAAGAAAUAGAUCAAUAUAAACGAACUGGAGGGGACUGAACACGGACUUAAGCGGGCUGCAAUUGCGACACCCGACAUGGACAAAACCUACAACUGUGAAAUGUUGCUGUGUCUUAUCUGUCUGGGUGAGGUUUUUGGGUUUCUUGAACGCAUCACAAAUAGGUUGCCAAAUGUUCCAUAGAAACACACACUCUGUGUGGAGGUUUAGUGAGCAAUUAGAUAUAGCUCAUGCAUGUCCAACCACCCUUCAGAAGAUAAAAAAAAUAACUGAUCGUGAUUAAGGAUCAGCACCAUGGACAGCAACAAAACAAACAAGACAUUUAUUGUUUCUUUAAACUUCUUUCUGCUAAAUUGCCAAAAGCCGGGGUUGGUUUGAACUGAAACAGUUAUAGUUAUAUGUAAACAUAGACAGAACAUAAAUGGAACGAAGACUUCUA
Messenger RNA from Fundulus heteroclitus (mummichog), 2031 nucleotides. It is a transcript of the gene pfkfb1, whose product is annotated as 6-phosphofructo-2-kinase/fructose-2,6-biphosphatase 1. The coding region runs from base 74 to 1486 and encodes 470 amino acids. Gene Ontology annotation, molecular function: fructose-2,6-bisphosphate 2-phosphatase activity; ATP binding; 6-phosphofructo-2-kinase activity. The transcript has 14 exons. Gene Ontology annotation, biological process: fructose metabolic process; fructose 2,6-bisphosphate metabolic process. The record is from RefSeq and is a predicted model, not a curated record. Gene Ontology annotation, cellular component: cytosol; 6-phosphofructo-2-kinase/fructose-2,6-biphosphatase complex. Lineage: Eukaryota; Metazoa; Chordata; Actinopteri; Cyprinodontiformes; Fundulidae.